AUGAAGCGGAUUGUAAAACUUAUUGGCAUUAGUGGUCCUUCAAGUUCCGGGAAAAGUACCCUCUCACGGCUUUUACGAACAGUAUUAGGGGCCGAUCCGCGAAACGCCGUGGAGAUUGUAUACCAAGAUGACUUCUACAAGAAUGACAAAGAUAUCCCAAUUAAUAAAGAAACUGGGCUAGAGGACUGGGAUUGUCCUGAAGCGUUCGAUAUGGACUUAUUAGGACGCGUUUUAAAGACUCUCAAAACAUGUGAAGGCGAUGUUUCUUUUGCGAAAUCGCUUUAUGAAUCCAAGGAAGAAACCAACACUCUUGGCAAGAUAGAAGUGACGGAUAUUGAGCUUGAAUAUGAAAAGACAAAGUUUAUUGAGCAUACGCGUAACAAUUUACCUGUGCUCUAUGUGAUUGUGGAUGGUAUUAUGUUGUUCCACGAUCCCGAGGCAGUGCUUCCGGUUCUUGAUUUGGCGGUAUUGUUGCGGGCACAGUAUUUAGAGUUAAAGCGGCGACGUGAGGCACGCUCAGGAUAUGUCACGUUGGAGGGGUUUUGGACUGAUCCACCAGGGUAUUUCGAUGAUAUGGUGUGGCCUGGAUAUGUUCGUAGCCACGCUUAUUUGUUUCAAAAAAAUGGUGGAGAAGGUGGUAAUAAUGGUGAUGAUCCAAAGGGAUUGUGGCUGGAAAGUGCGCCUUUGACAGAAGUUGCCCGCUCGCAGUACAAGAUCCAGACACCCGGAGUGGGGUGGAGCAUGUAUCAUACGCUUGAUUGGAUGGUGGAUAGAAUCAUAGAGCUCAAAUAA
Messenger RNA from Magnusiomyces paraingens, 792 nucleotides. RefSeq lists its product as uncharacterized. The record is from RefSeq and is a predicted model, not a curated record. Gene Ontology annotation, cellular component: cytoplasm. NCBI's taxonomy places the organism in Eukaryota, Fungi, Ascomycota, Dipodascomycetes, Dipodascales, Dipodascaceae. Gene Ontology annotation, molecular function: kinase activity; ATP binding. The transcript has 3 exons. Bases 1 to 792 code for a protein of 263 amino acids.